Daphnia magna is the source of this 1901-nucleotide messenger RNA. RefSeq lists its product as uncharacterized. Lineage: Eukaryota; Metazoa; Arthropoda; Branchiopoda; Diplostraca; Daphniidae. The coding region runs from base 334 to 1656 and encodes 440 amino acids. The transcript is spliced from 3 exons. The record is from RefSeq and is a predicted model, not a curated record.
UGGUGAUGGUAGGUUUGCGAUUACUGAUGAAGAAUAGGUCUACCAUAUCCACCAACUUAUUUGACGUAUGCUGGAAAGGGAUCUGGGAAGGAAUCGUUCCUGUUUACUUGUCAUCUAGAUCACUGCCAAACAAAGAAGAAAACAAUUUCUGUCACCAAAGAUAGCAGAGGGAAUAUCAGAAAGCAUUUGAAAGUUUGCCACCCCAGCAGUCUAGAUAGUUUUAAUGGACAUUGCAAUGAGCUUGAUGCCACUAAAGGUGCUAAUAAGUCUCUUUAAGAAAAAACCAAGUUUGGUGAAAGCUCCCGUAGAAGUCAAGGUGAAACACAAUUGAAGAUGUCUUUUCAAGGGUAUCUAAGAUCGAGAGUAUUGACUCAAUCCUUGUUCGACCAGUAUAUAGUGGAAUACUUAUGUAAAGGUUGCCUUCCAGUUUACCACACGGAAAGACGGGAAUUCAGAAAAUUCGUUUCAAGGUUGUGUCCUACAAUGAAGGUAGGGACGAGAAAGUACUACCGAAAAAAGAUUGCUGAUGGUUUCCUGCAACAGAAAGCUCAUCUCAAGAAAAAAUUAGCGGAUGCACUGUGGAUGUGCUCUACAGCCGAUGCAUGGUCGUGCAGGCGAAAAAGCUUUAUCGGUGUUACUAUUAUCCAUUGGAUUUCUCCUGAUUUGUCAAGACAAUCUGCCUGCUUAGCUGUCAGGAGAGUGGUUUGUACAUGUAACUACGAAAUUAUUGGCAAAUUGCUAGAGGCCAUUAACGAAGAAUUUGAGAUUACCACUAAACUUACGUGUACAAUAACAGAUAAUGGAAACAACUUCAUCAAAUCCUUUAAAGUGUUUGGUACGAAGAAUGAUGAAAGUCAAGAAAGAGCACCAAUACAAUCUGUAGACCUGAGCAAUUAUCAAACUGACAAUAGUCAUUUUCCACAAGCCAAACCCAGAUCGAUGUCUUCUCAAGUUUUUCGUCACCAAACUAAUAACUAUCUAAACGAGGAAUCUAUUACGGACAUUUUGAGCGACAUAAAAUCCGAAUUCCACGAAAGUAGUGAGGAAGAUGGAUUAGAUGAUGCAGAAUAUGCAGAUUUGGUCCCAGGUAUCCGUAAAAUUGGCGCUGACAACGGCACAAAGGAUAAGAAACAAUUUGUUCAAGAUGGAAAACCAGAUGAAGGAGCAGUAAACUUUUUACCCUUGACGGACAUUUUGAAGAAGAAAGCAUCGUCUCGCACAAUCUAUUGCUUUCCAAAGCAUAGAAGAUGUGCCUGUCAUUUAUUGAGUUUAGUUGCCAAAAAGGACAUAUUUGUUGGCCUUGACGCAUCUUUGAAAAACUUAAUGGAUUCUACUGAGAAAAAGCUGCUUGCUCUUUGGAGUAAGCAAAAUAGAAGUUCAAAAGCUGCAGACGCUAUUUAUGCAAGCUUGGACGGUCUUUUUGUUAUCAACAAUAAAACUCGAUGGAAUUCUUAUUUUGACGCCCUCGUAAGAGUGAGGCACUUUCUCAACACCAAGAAAGCAGACUUAAAAAAACUUUUCACUCAUUUCAAAAUUGAUUAUUUUCGGCCAGCGGAAGAAGAAUUUAUCAAAGAAUAUGUCAAAGUUAUGAGGCCGAUUUCAGAAGCAUUGAUUGUUUUGCAAGCAGACAUUAAAGUUAAUGUCGAAUGUCGUUAAUACCUCCUAGAAACUUUAAAGCUUUUGUUGGAGAAAAUGGAAAAAUUGAAGCACAAUUCGGAGGUGAAGCACUGCAAGUCUAUUGUCAAUAAUCUUAUAAAUUCGGUUAAGAAGAGAUUUGCCGAAUGUUUCGAUGAUGAAGAACUUAAGAUUGCUGCAAUGUUGAAUCCGCAAUUUAAAACUUAGUGGAUUGAUGAUAUCGAUAAAAAAGAAAACAUUGAUCUUUUUAUUUCGGUUUAUCUUUC